Anopheles arabiensis is the source of this 4741-nucleotide messenger RNA. Its product is annotated as putative RNA-binding protein Luc7-like 2. Bases 2652 to 3542 code for a protein of 296 amino acids. The transcript is spliced from 6 exons. Gene Ontology annotation, biological process: mRNA splice site recognition. Gene Ontology annotation, cellular component: U2-type prespliceosome; U1 snRNP. Gene Ontology annotation, molecular function: mRNA binding. The record is from RefSeq and is a predicted model, not a curated record. NCBI's taxonomy places the organism in Eukaryota, Metazoa, Arthropoda, Insecta, Diptera, Culicidae.
AUGGGAACAGCUAGAAAUGGCGAAACCAAUCGGUACUCGGUCAAGUUCUACGACAGCAAAGUAUGUAAGAGUUUUUUAUUAGGCUGCUGCCCGCACGAGAUCCUGGCCUCCACGGUAAGUAAUGCUAACGGGACACACACAUACACACACGGGGAUCUGUGAUAUGUUGUUGUACGCUUAGAUAUCAAUGUCUUCCAUCCCGCUCUCUACAAUUCUAUCCACAUUUUCCUCUGUGAUGUUGUAACAUCCGUCUCUCCCCCGCAUUGUUCCCCGUGUCUUUUGGAAAGUAUUUGCUCAAAUGUAUCUGAACGAAGCGAAUGUACAAAUUAGAUUGACACUUGCAAGCGCUUGCAAGCUUAGAAGGUUGCGGCAAAGGUCGUGGUUGCUGUGGGAGAGUGCGCUGGCGUGUUUUUGGGCGUGCUGUAUGAUUGAUUCUGCUCCUGUUACUUUAUCUUUCCCACUCUUGUUCGGUUCUGUUCUAUUUUUUACAGACGUCGGUCACAACACGUCGCUUUUUCCUCACAAUUUCAAGCAAUAAAAAUCAUUCCCAAUACAAAAAACGCAAGAUACACACAAUAGCCCAUACCAGGCAAAAUGAGUAAAAGGGAAAGCGAAGGUGCGUGUGCAUUCUAUUUGGUAAGUUGUGCUAUCUCGCAGCGAAGCGCAGGAAACCACAAGCCGUAAGCAAACCAAAAUAAUAAAAAAACCAAUUUGUCGAAUAACUAGAUGUGUGCAUGUUGCCCUAUAUGCAUAUAAAGCAAACUUUCAUCUUUCGCUUAGGGGAGGGCCACCCCGCGACCACACGGUAUCGCGUGCGGCCGCCAUCGUCGUUGCUCGUUGCUCUGUAGAUUCGUUCAAGCAAGCAAAUCGCAAUCGCCUGCACCCACUCGCGUUAUGAUAAGAAACGAACUAGUACGAAGAUGGUCGCGAACCGUUUGUUGUCCGCCCGCAAAGCAACCAUCCUUCUUUAACGCACUGAUUGAUAAGAGAGUCAUGAUGAUGAUGAUGGUGAUGAAGAUGAUGGGAGAUAAUAAGACUGAAGCCGAGUCUACAUCCUGUCGCCCGCUCAUUACCCGCUCUCCAACGAUGCCAAGCAGUUUCUAGUUGUCCGACCCAUUUGUCCUACCUACCUACCUUUCCCGCGUUACACGCGGUACGGCAAACCGCCCGUCCGGAGGUUUGGUGGUUGCACUUUUGUUCAGAGACAGUGGCUGCUGCUGACGCUUCCUGGCCCGGGUACCGUAAGUGUUUCCUACAAUGUUUGCCGUCGAAAAAAGAGAAGAAAAAAAAAACAAUUAUCAAUAUUCCUUACCCCAUUCUCAACACCUAGUACCCUCUAUUCUGACCCAGCCGUGUAUAGAUGAUAAUGUUUAGUUUUGAUUGAUUUGUAAUUUGCCUGACGAUUCGUGCGUAUCGGUCCCACCUUUUCUCACACGAAACUUCGGCAUUCGAUAAUAUAAGCCCAAUUGUCUACAGAGAAUCAUAUUUGUGUCAUGGUGACUGGGGGCCCAUUGUGGACGAAAGAUCUGCGGGAAUGUGCCUCUGGUUUUGUGCACCGCACCGCCCUAGUCUGCGUUUAGUGUGUAGUUCGUCUUGGGUACGUAUUAAUAAUGAAGGAUAAAUCCAAACACUUGCGAGAGCAAAGCCCCCCGUAUAUAGCUUCUUCAUCCGACGUUUGGGUACUGUCCUGGUGUGUGAUACGCUUACGGGUACGUAAAUAUUGUGUUUGUGAGAAUGCAAAUACUACCGAUAAGAGACAAAAGUUGUAGAUCGCUUAGGCAGGCAAAUAGGAAGCGUUGAACAGGAGGAUACUACAUCAGAACCUUAGAGCAUAAUUAAUUGCCCAGAUUUUAUUUAUCAAUUUAUUUAUGACAAAAAGCUCUUCUAAUUUAUUUGUAGAAUAUAGUUUUAUGUGUCUCUUUAUUUUGAAGUUUGCUUUUAGAAAGAUAACCAAGAUUUGUAAAAAUAAUUAAAAGAUUAAAAGAUGAAGUCAUUUCCAGAGAAACAGCUAUAGCUAUUCCACCAGUUUCUAUAUCUGUGAAGUAGACAUGCAGGGCAGUAAGACCAAGAUAUAUAAUUGUAUAAUUUGACUAAAACAAAAACGAUCGCUCUCCUACAUUUGGGAACGUGUUAUCAUUAUCUCUAGGUGUGUGGUGUUUAAACUGCUUGGUGAGUAACAAACAAACAUCAUCCAAUUUAUAUUUUUAACUAGGUUUCCUUUUCUGUAACAUCCGGUAUCCGACAUCAUCUAACAUCUGUACCAAAAUAAGCAAAACAUUUUUGAUUUUCAGGUCUUCUUGUUGUCGAAUGCGUUCUCUCUCUCUCGUGUGCACGCGCGCUGCUCCAUCAAGCAAGUUAUAAAUUCCUAUAGUAAUUUCAAUCUUAACCUAUUGUUCCUUUGUUUGAUGUGUGCGGUCAGUGCAGCUGAAGACGCAUUUCUAUGCUGCGUUUAAAGUAUUGCCUUUUUACAAUAAGAUAGCGUUUAAAGUUUAGUUGAGUUUCCUUUUUUUUGUCUUUUUGGCUGCGUGUUUGUCUGUGCCUCCUGUACUAAACGAUCGAGUGUUUCGUUUCUUUCCUUCUCUUCCAUCUUUCCUUCGUUCUUCGUUCUUUUGUACGUGACGUCACUGUGUGUGUCCGUGUGUCUGUAGCGUAUGGACCUUGGCGAAUGUCCUAAGGUGCACGAUCUGGCCCUGCGAGCGGACUACGAAAAUGCAUCAAAGAAUAAGGACUACUACUAUGACGUUGAUGCAAUGGAACAUCUGCAAGCCUUCAUCGCGGACUGCGAUCGUCGCACGGAGGCGGCCAAGAAACGGCUCGCCGAAACGCAGGAGGAGCUAACAGCCGAGGUGGCCGCCAAAGCGAACGCAGUGCACGAGCUGGCGGAGGAAAUCGGUAAGAAACUUGCUAAAGCGGAGGCUCUAGGUGAGGCGGGACAGGUGGAGGAAAGCAUGAAGCUGAUGUCGGAGAUCGAGGAGCUGCGGUCGGAGAAGACGCGCGCCGAGCAGGAGUAUCGCAGCUCGAUACCGGCCAGCACCUACCAGCAGCAGAAGCUGCGCGUCUGCGAAGUCUGCUCGGCCUAUCUGGGCAUCCACGACAACGACAUCCGGCUGGCGGAUCACUUUGGCGGUAAGCUACAUCUGGGCUUUCUGGCCAUUCGCGAAAAGCUGGCAGAGCUGGAGAAGACGGCCGGUCCGCGGCAGAAGGAGCUGCGCAAGACGGGGCGCGACCGGGACCACGAGGAUCGGAGCCGAUCGCGGUACGUCGGCGGCAGGGAGCUGGAUCGGCGUUCCCGUGCGUUGGCCCGCAGCCGUGACCGGAAGGAUACGAAUCGCGAAAUUAAACCGGGUGAUGAUCGGAAGGAUCGGAAUGAAGGUCGUGAUCGAGAUCGCGAUCAGCGUGACCGAGGCGAUCGUCGCCGGUCGCCCGAUCGUAGCAGCCGCCGAUCGAGAAGCCGUGACCGUAGCCGUGAGCGCGACCGCCACAACGAUCGGCACAACGAUCGACGCCGGCGGUCCCGGUCACGCGAUCGAUCCAGACGGUAAGCAUCUAUCAUUCUGUAGACAUCCCAAAACCACACAAAGCAGGUACUAGCGGAUAGGAAUGAGCAGAGAGAAUGCACGAUCUGUCCGACGUUCGUGCGUACUGCAGCCCGCACCCGUUUUCAAUAAACGCGCAAUGAUCGUGUAGACGGCUUCAACGGAAAACUCGCGCUCUUGUUGUGGAUGGACCGCGGAACACCGAUUAAUUUGUAAGCAUAGUUCUAACUUCAUUAUAAUUUUUAUUCAACCUUACGAUAUUUGUUUUUCCUAACCGACACGUCGCAAAUUGUGCUAAUUGGACAGUGUUGUUUAAAUGAAACAAUCACAGUUAGUUAAAAAAAAACUUCUUGUAAAAUGGAAUCAAUUUCAAUGGAACAUCUUGAUAUUGUUUAAACAUUUAAUUACACACUCUGUUCCGCUGCGUAGUGUUAUUGCCCGGUGGUGAAUGUAUAAGUUAACACAGAAAUGGUACAAUAAACCCCAUCGAUGGGUUAUUAGUGCAUAACAAUUUGCGAGUGUAUCGUUGCAUCGUGCUGUGUCGUCGCAAAUCGCUUUGAUUCGGACCCGGAGAGAGAGAGAGAGAGAGGGAGAUCAACUGAAUUGGCGAACCAUCUCUGAGUAUGUAUUGCAAAGCGUGUAAAUGCAGAAUUAUAGUAACAAAAAUCUUACGUAGUCCGUAUAGGGGUAGUCAUAAUAUUCUGAAGGCAAAUCAGAUCAGUAAAAUGGGGCUUUUUGGAGUUUUUUAACUAUCGUCCGGGAUGUGUGUGGUUUUGUUAUGUUUAGUUUGAGCUGAUUGCCGUCUAUGCACUGGCACAACUGAUUCACUCAGCCGUGAAUCGUAAUCCUAUCAUCAGACAUACAUUGUCCAUCGUUUAAAAAUAAUGUAUCCUUGGGGAAGUGGAAGCAUGACUUUUUCAUCUUUGCAUGAAAACGAACGCUUGUAUUGCUGUUGCAGGAUGGCUAAUUUAUUUUGGCAACCAAUCACCCAUUAGGGCUUUGUAAAGUAAGCACACAGGACACAACUGAAACGCGCAAUAGCGAGCGUUUUUCAUGUUCGAGCAAAAUUCAAAUGAAAAAAGUAAAAUAGGCAUAAGCAUUUAAAUAACGUUUUAUAUCAACCAUCUGUAAGAUCCCCAUACAGGUUUUUUCGUAGGUGUAUAGAAGAAAUAAAAUUGAGCAUUACGUGUCAAAUAAAAUUUCAA